AUGUCUUCAAACAUCGCGGCAUCCGGGGCCGACCCCCAACAAAAGAAGCGUUUCUCCGUCCGUCAUAUUCGCGGCAACUGGCGUCAAAGAAUCAAAAGGCUCAAAAAGUUCUUGGCCAAUCUCCGAGCUGGCAUGCGUUUCGGCAUUUCGCCGGCCCACCCUGAAAGCAGCACCCGUGAAGAGGUCCCGAUUCGGCGUAGCAACGAGUCAGAAGAUGUCAACAAGCCAGAGAAUACAGACAAGCCAGAGAAUACCAACAAGCCAGAAAAUACCAACAAGCCAGAAAAUACCAACAAGCCAGAAGACAAUGAGCCCCAUGAAGUUCCGGGGGCGAGCUUCACCGAGCAAACUCCAAAGAAAGAAGACGAGCCCACCCCAGCCAAACAUCCUAACCGGGAUCCGAGUCAAGUCAGGAGUGGUAGUAGAACCACCAGAGCCGGCAAAAAGUAUGACGAGUAUUUGAGGGUUCCGCGCAAUUCCCCGGACAGAAGCAGCGUCGAGAAGAUUCUCGGGGACGAUACUAGAAUUGAUGUGAUCUUCGAUGAAAGCUUCAGGCGUCCGUUCACUGGCCAAAAAAUCGAGAAAAGCUGGAAAAAUUCGUAUGGCGGUUUAUUACUCGACAGAAAUAAUUUCAAGCUCAUAAUGAUGCAUCGAAUGCACCACGAGUUCAUGAUGCGUAUAUUUCGCUCCAGGUCAGCGAGGCCGAAAAAAUGCGACCGGGCUACGUCGCUUACUGAGUACUAUGACUUGCAAAUGUAUCUUCGUGGCUAG
Molecule: messenger RNA, 771 nt
Organism: Penicillium verrucosum
Lineage: Eukaryota; Fungi; Ascomycota; Eurotiomycetes; Eurotiales; Aspergillaceae
Exons: 1
Coding region: 1-771 (256 amino acids)
Source: RefSeq, a predicted model, not a curated record